Saccostrea echinata is the source of this 1860-nucleotide messenger RNA. RefSeq names its product IQ calmodulin-binding motif-containing protein 1-like. Gene Ontology annotation, biological process: cilium assembly. The record is from RefSeq and is a predicted model, not a curated record. NCBI's taxonomy places the organism in Eukaryota, Metazoa, Mollusca, Bivalvia, Ostreida, Ostreidae. The coding region runs from base 9 to 1787 and encodes 592 amino acids. Gene Ontology annotation, cellular component: cilium. Gene Ontology annotation, molecular function: calmodulin binding. The transcript has 14 exons.
UUUCUACCAUGUCUGCGAGGUUAAGAAGUCCAGUGAGGGACAAAAGAAUUAUAAAUUUAGCAGCUGAAAUUGCAGAAACAAAGGACAGAGGGACUCCCAUACUUCUGUUGAAUUUGAGAGAAAUACUAGCUUCAGCACCAAAAGGAAGCAAGGAUGGAAUCAGAAUUAGAAAUGAGUGUUGGGAAUUCAAUAUUCUCCAAGUGCUUGUGUUAAUUCUGAAGCAGGAUUUCAGCAUUAUUGAUGGAGACUGGCAGACUGCAGCAUCAUUAUCAGCUAUUCUCAGUCAAAUAUGCCUUGGAAUAGAUCUUGAAGAAGAGUCCCAAAAGACAAAGUUUAAUGAAGAAUUUCUUCCCGAAGCCACCAAUAAUUUGUUUUUGGUCACAAGGAGGAUACAAGCAAGGCAUGGCAAUAUUCCAGACCGACCAAGUCUACAAAAAGACCGACAGAGAUUGAUGAUGUGCUACAAGGGAGUUUUAGAAUCAAUAGCUCAGAUAACGUAUGGAUAUCCAGACUUGGCCUCGGAAGUUUUGGAGAGUCCAUGGCUUUUACAGUUACUAAUAUCUGAUGAUCCCAGUACAGUUUCAGGAAUAAUGGAGCUUCUCCCAAAAAUUCUAAGAUGCAACAAAAAUGUUAUAAAUAAAAUUGACAAGAAACUGAAGUUCAGCAUAAUGGAUGAACUGAUUUACAAACUUACUGUCAACAAGGAUGCUGGCAUUGCCUCGUCUGCUACCAAAUGUGUCUUAAAAAUCUGCGAUAUACAUAAGCCAAUGAUUGAUGUUCUUUGCACUAGAUACAAAGGAUUGAAGCCUAUUCUUAACAAAUGGGAAAAUGCGGGAUUUGGUCGGGAUCUACGGGAACUGAUGAUGAUGUUACAGGCGGGAAAUGCCAAACAAGCAGAAUCUGAAAGAUUCGCUAGAGCAGCUAUAGUUAUUCAGACAAUAUGGAGAGGAUUUAUUACAAGGAAGAAACUCCAGAAAGCAGACAAAGCCUUUUCCAAAUUUCAGAAUACAUACAGGAGACGGCAAAUUGUGAUGGAGCGAAGGAAGGAGGAAGCAAGACAAGCCCUAGAACUGGAGAGGAGACUCAAACUCAACAGACAAAAGAUACUCAGAGAAUUCAAAGAAAAGCAACUCCACACAAUAGAAAUAUUGCCAGCUGCUCAUGUUGAGAAGUACAUGCAGAAUGAGCAGAUUCAGGCUGCCAUUAAAAUCCAGAGGAACUGGAGGGGAUAUUACUCCCGCCAAACCAUGGAUGAGAAAAAAGUCAUCAUUCAUCGCUACAAAGCAGCUGUUAUUUUACAAAGAGGGGUGAGGAAAUGGCUGGAGAGGGUGAGAAAGAAGAAAGAGAGAUUUCAUUUCACAAUUAAACCUCCAGGGCUGACAGAAAACCGAAGAGUGGAGCUACAGCAACAGAUAACACAGUUCCGAGACGAGAAUCCACCUCAAUAUUCAAAAAGGGAAGAUCUGGAAAAAAUCCACCAAAAAGCAGCUGAUAUGUUACAAAGACAUUAUGUGACGCUAAAAAGUACAAGAGAAAAACACGCCCAUCGAGAGGCACUGUUGGCGAGACUGGACAUGGACUCGGAGCUUCUGUCACUUGCACCUCCUUUAAAAGAUGCAGGAGAAAAAGACAUUGAAAUGUAUUCUAGUAAUGUGUUACCAAUAGCAACCAAAGCAAGGACUGAUCACAUAGAAACAUUACGUCUUUUACGGCAGCCAUGGUGGAAAAAACUCCGAGACGAAUUACAGGACCAGGAAUAUGAAGAGGAAGACUACAUUUUAUUUUAGAACUUCUGUGAUAUUGUUAGUUUUUUAAAUCUUAUACAACAUGUUUAUUUAUUAGAAAAAAAACUUCCAUUUG